UUCCCUCCCCUCCCCUCCCCUCCCCCCAUCCUUCUAGGGUGCUAGGAAAUGGGUGUGCCAGCUUCUGUAGAAGAUAUGGCGGAUUUGGCUUCACAGGCUGGGGGACCGUAAGCUAACUGGUAUUAAAUCGUCAUGCUAACUGCCAGGCUGCUUUCCAGACACCUGCGGCCCACAGAGCCCUUCAUCCUGGUCUUUUCAGCCCUGAAAAAAAGGAAUUCGGGUUCUUAGUCUGCGCCUGCAGUCUCUAUUUCUGCCCUUCAGCCUGCCCUCAGCAUGAAGCUCAGGCUGAACUAAAGGAAGGAGAAAGAGCUCAGAAUUCUUGCAGAUCCCUCUACCUUUAGGCUCUGCAGCUGCCAGCACUGCGGGAAUUGCUCCUGAUCCCAGGAACUUGGUCCAGCUCAGUUUGCUGCCUCAGAAGACCUUUCAAACCCAAGUUUGAGAGCCUCGUUUUGACUGGUGCAUACGUUCGUUCCACUUAAGCAAUCUGGAUCAGAGAAUUGUUGCACGUGUAUCAUGAGCCGUACUCGGGAUGCUGGCUGCGUAGCUGCUGGAAUAGUGAUCGGGGCUAGCGCCUGGUACUGUGUCUACAAAUACACUAGAGGAAAAGACCAGAAGAAGAAGAGACCAGCCAAAUCCAAGAACCGGGCUUCGGUGGGUACUGGAGCCAGGGCUAAAGGUGGACUAAAAGCAGGAUUCACAAUUGACCUUGGGCCAGGGUUCAAUCCCCCAGCCUCUGUCACUGUUGAGACAAUGAAUAAGGCCCAGGGGAAAACAUCCACUCUUGCCACAACUGCAGCUGAAAAAAUGGUGCCAGCUGCACCCAGCCCUAAGGUUCAGAAUGGGGCAGAAAGUAAGGCCCAGGAGGCCAAGGGGGCUGGGACUGAGCCUACUCCCAAACCAGUAGUCGCGACUUCAGCUGCCAGUGCAGUUACACCCCCACCCAAGGUGGCAGAGGUUCCCACAGCUGCGGAGGCCCCACAAAUAGUAGUGACUCCCAAAGUGGCAGAAGCUCCCGGUACCAUGGAGGCUACUGGGAUAACAGCACUCCCUGGGCCAGCAGUACUUCCUGGGGUAGCCCAGUGUCCUGGGCCAUUAGUACCUUCCCCAUCAAUAGCACCUUCUGUGCCAACAGCACUUCCCUGGGCUGUAGCACCUCCUGGGGUAGCCCAGUCUACUGGGCCAGCACCACCAACCAUGGCAGUGCAAUCUCUUGUGCAAGCAGCACCUUCCUGGACAGUCGUAGCUCCCCCCGGGGCAGUCUACAUUCCCGUGGCAGCCCACUUUACUGGGCCAGCAACUGCCAGGGUAACCCAGUCUCCUGGGACAGUGGUGCCUCCCCUUCCACCCCCGUCUCUUGGGGCAGCAAUGCUUUCUAGGGCAGUCCAGUCUCCUGUGACAACAGUGCCUCCCAGAGCAGUCCAGUCUUCUGGGGCAACAGUGCAUCCUGGGAUGAUAGCCCAGUCUCCUUGGGUAGUAGUGCCUCCCAGAGCAGUUCAGUAUUCUGGGGCAGCAGUGCCUGCCAUUACAGGAGUCCCUUCUGGGGCAGCAAUGCCUGCCAUGACAGGAGUCCCUUCUGGGGCAGCAAUGCCUAGGGCACCAACAUCUACCAAGAGGGCAACAACCACAGAUGUCAUGCAGGUCCCUAGGGUGGCAGCACCUACUGAAGCCACAGAGGCUCCUAGAAUGGCAACACCUGCCAUGGUGGCUGGGGCCUCUCUGCCAAUGCUUUCUGGGGCUGCCCAGACUCCUGGGCAUUCAGGGUCCUCUAAGACAGCAGCCACUAGCAAGAAAGCUGGAGCUCACACUGGAGCUAUACCUAAGUCUGGGUCAGCCGCUGGCGCUGUGCCCAAAGGUGGAAACAGGAACCGGAAUGGAGGCAAGGGCAAAAAUAGAAAAAACAAGGUUGAAGUGGAUGAAUUGGGGAUGGGCUUCCGCCCUGGUGAUGGGGCUGCUGCAGCUGCUGCAGCUUCUGCUAAUGGCGGACAGGCUUUCCUAGCAGAGAUUCCUGAAUCUGAGGAGAGGGAGUCUGGGUGGACUGAUACAGAGUCAGAUUCUGACUCUGAACCUGAGGUUCAGCAAAGAGGGAAGGGGAAGAGAACCAUUCCCAUGCAUAAGCGCCCCUUUCCAUAUGAAAUUGAUGAGAUUCUGGGUGUCCGAGAUCUCAGGAAAGUCCUAGCCUUGCUUCAAAAAUCAGAUUAUCCUUUCAUCCAGCAAGUAGCCCUGCUCACCCUGAGCAACAAUGCCAAUUAUUCAUGUAAUCAAGAAACAAUUCGAAAGUUGGGAGGCCUCCCAAUUAUUGCAAACAUGAUCAACAAAACUGACCCCCAUAUUAAGGAAAAAGCCUUAAUGGCCAUGAAUAACCUGAGUGAAAAUUACGAAAACCAGGGCCGACUGCAGGUGUACAUGAACAAAGUGAUGGAUGACAUCAUGGCCUCUAACCUGAACUCGGCAGUACAGGUCGUUGGGCUAAAAUUUUUAACAAACAUGACUAUCACUAAUGAUUACCAGCACCUGCUUGUCAAUUCCAUCGCAAACUUUUUCCGUCUGUUAUCCCAGGGGGGUGGAAAAAUCAAGAUCGAAAUUUUGAAAAUACUUUCAAAUUUUGCUGAAAAUCCGGAUAUGCUCAAGAAACUUCUCGGUACCCAGGUGCCGUCAUCCCUUAGUUCCCUUUAUAAUUCUUACGUGGAGUCGGAAAUUCUUAUUAAUGCUCUUACUCUGUUUGAGAUUAUCUUUGACAACCUCAGAGCGGAAGUGUUCAACUACAGAGAAUUCAACAAGGGUUCCCUGUUUUAUUUGUGUACUACAUCUGGGGUGUGUGUUAAGAAAAUCCGAGCCUUGGCAAAUCACCACGACCUCUUGGUGAAAGUGAAAGUCAUCAAACUGGUAAACAAAUUCUGAUUUGUGCCCUCAAGA
Messenger RNA from Microtus oregoni (creeping vole), 2913 nucleotides. RefSeq names its product armadillo repeat-containing X-linked protein 2-like. Lineage: Eukaryota; Metazoa; Chordata; Mammalia; Rodentia; Cricetidae. The coding region runs from base 514 to 2898 and encodes 794 amino acids. The record is from RefSeq and is a predicted model, not a curated record. Gene Ontology annotation, cellular component: mitochondrion. Gene Ontology annotation, molecular function: protein binding. The transcript is spliced from 5 exons.